GUCACUUUAAAAAAAUAAAACAAUACAAUCAUACAUUUUUAGCUUAUUUAUUAAAUCGCCUCUGAAAAAUGGGGGACUACGACUCAGAUGAUGAGAAAUCCCAAGUGGAGAAGCUGCGGUAUGCGAAAGUGCCCCGCGGUAUGUUCGUUAGCGGCUGGGACGAUGAUGCCGACGAACUGAUCGAGGAGGACAAGAACCCACAAUCUAGCAUCGAACGCAUGAUCCUUUGGGCAGUGAACGAGAACCGCAUCAGCGAGGUGCGCGAGAUCCUGCGCCUGGAUGCAGACACUGUAAACUCAAAGGACAACGAUGGAUACACGCCUCUGCAUCGAGCGGCCUAUAAUAACUUUGUGGACAUGGCCAAGUUGCUUCUGCAGUACCGUGCAAAUCCCAAUGCACGCACGGAACUUGGAUGGACACCGCUGCACUCCGCUUGCAAGUGGAAUAACGCUGACUGUGCCCAUUUACUUCUGCAGUUUGGAGCCGAUGUAAACGCAGAGUCAGAGGGCAAGCAGACGCCUCUCCACAUCACCGCCACCGUGUCCAACUGCCGGAAUACGGCCACAGUGUUGUUGUUAGACCGUAAUAUACUGCCCCGCAAAGAGAAUAACUCAGAGGAACUGGCAUCGGUGAUCGCCCGGCGCACCGGCAUGAGCUUCCCCAUCUUUGAGUCGGGCGACGAGGCCUACGACUGCGAAACGGGACUGAUAGAUUAACCAUUAAACAGCCAAGCAAUGUGCAUACUUAUAGAAUACCUAGUAUAUGUUUAUUUCAUAAAUAAUCUUUUAAAUCGGGCAGGUUCCGGUUUUCACUUCGUGGAAUUGGGAGAUACCUUCCAAGCAUUUCGUGUGAGUAUUAGAACCUCCUGCAAGUGUAAUGAAAAUAAGCAUUGAGCUUUUUACCAUUUUUGUUUAAUCACAAAUUGAACUGGAGUUUCCAAACUUUAAAUAAUUUAAGUAAAUAAACUUCGAAGUAUAGUUAUACGAA
Drosophila rhopaloa is the source of this 987-nucleotide messenger RNA. It is a transcript of the gene Ankrd49, whose product is annotated as ankyrin repeat domain-containing protein 49. Gene Ontology annotation, molecular function: protein binding. NCBI's taxonomy places the organism in Eukaryota, Metazoa, Arthropoda, Insecta, Diptera, Drosophilidae. The transcript has 2 exons. The record is from RefSeq and is a predicted model, not a curated record. Bases 69 to 716 code for a protein of 215 amino acids.